Molecule: messenger RNA, 1362 nt
Organism: Orbilia oligospora ATCC 24927
Lineage: Eukaryota; Fungi; Ascomycota; Orbiliomycetes; Orbiliales; Orbiliaceae
Exons: 1
Coding region: 1-1362 (453 amino acids)
Biological process (GO): biosynthetic process
Molecular function (GO): UDP-N-acetylmuramate-L-alanine ligase activity; ATP binding
Source: RefSeq, a predicted model, not a curated record
AUGGAAUUAGGCCAGAUAGAAAAUGUCUAUUUUAUCGGUAUCGGUGGAAUCGGUAUGAGCGCGCUAGCACGGUGUUUAAACUCUGCUGGGAAAACUGUUAUUGGAUACGACAAAUCACCAACGCAAUUAACACAGAAACUUGAAAACGAAGGCAUUUCGAUCCAUUUCGAAGAUAACAUCAAUCAUAUCCCCAAGAAUUUCACAAAAGAAAAUACUUUAGUCGUCAUCACUCCAGCCAUUCAAAAAUCCCAUACCGAAUGGAAUUUCUUUUUGCGGAACUCCUAUGUGAUCAAAAAACGGGCGGAAGUACUCGGAAUCAUUACCAAGAAUACAUACUGCUUUGCUGUCGCGGGAACACAUGGAAAAACCACCACUUCGAGUAUUUUGGGACACAUACUAUUCGAAGCGGGUGAGGAAGUUACGGCCUUUGUCGGAGGGAUUGUUGAAAAUUAUGGUUCGAAUCUGAUCGGGAGUGGAGCUAAGGUUACUGUCGUCGAAGCUGAUGAGUUUGAUCGGUCGUUUCUGCAACUAUAUCCAGAUGUUGCUUGUAUUACUUCCAUGGACGCAGAUCAUCUCGAUAUCUAUGGAGAUAAAGAUUCUAUUGAAACUGCUUUCAAAGAAUUUGCGGAGAAAGUGGAAAAUAAAAGUCGAUUAUUUGUGACGAAAGGUCUUCCGCUCUGUGGGAAAGCGAUUGCUGUUGGAGAAGACGCGGACUUCAAGGUUCUUGAUAUAAGGGUCGACAGCGCGAGCGGAGAAUAUCUAUUCAGCAUCCAAACACCGGACUGUAUUAUUCCUGAUUUACGCUUUGGGCUUCUAGGCCGUCAUAACUUAAGUAAUGCACUAAUGGCAUCGGCUAUGGCGUGGACACAUGGAAUUUCAGCAGACCAGCUACGGAGAUCCCUAUGCUCGUUUAAGGGAAUCAAACGUCGCUUUUCAUACCAGAUAAAAACCGAAAACCUAGUUUACAUAGACGACUAUGCCCACCAUCCAACUGAAAUCGAUGCGGUUCAUCAAGCAGUUCGAGAAUUAUAUCCCAGCAAAAGAAUUCUCGCGGUUUUCCAACCGCAUUUAUUUAGCCGAACGAAAGAUUUCAUUGACGGCUUUGCGGAAAGCUUGUCGAAGUUUGAUCAAAUAUUUUUGUUGGAUAUAUAUCCGGCCAGGGAACAUCCGAUAGAGGGGGUUACAUCUGAGUGGUUGCUUUCGAAAAUUGAGAGCCCGGGAAAAAGGCUGAUAGCGAAGUCUCACGUUAUACAUGAGCUUAUCGAUAGUGACCCUGAAGUUGUGAUAACGAUUGGAGCAGGUGAUAUUGGAGAGAUGGUUCCAGGUAUAAGAGACGCUUUGCUUGGACAAGAAGCCCGCUGA